AUGAAUUCACUGGUCAAGCAAUAUUUAUCAGCAACGGAUCAAGAACAACAAUUACUCGUGUUGUAUCGCUUGUUCAAAACCUAUGAUUUGGAUGGAAAUAAUCAAAUUGAUCGAAAGGAGGUUAUUCCUCUAUUUAUGGAUUUUUUAAAAGAACUCGGAAUGGAUCCUGCACAAAUUACUUCCAAUGAUGUCAAACAAUUCAUCAAAGGUAUUGAUACCGAUCAAAACGGAGCGAUUGAUUUUAUUGAAUUUGAAAAAUGGUUUCGUGAAGCUGUUUCAGUACUUUCAGAUUCCAAAAAGAGUGCAGCAGCACCUUCCAAAAAGAAAUUAUCAUCAAAAACAUUACUCGAUGAAUAUCUCACUGAAAAAGAUGCAAAAAAACAAUUAGCUAUUUUACAACGAAUUUUCAACAAGUAUGAUUUGAAUGAGGAUGGCCAGAUUGAUCGAAAUGAGUUUAAACAAUUUCUCACUGACUUGUUUACACAAUUUGAGCUUGGAGUGCCAAGUAAGGAGAAUUUGUUAUACUUUUUUGAUACCAUAGAUGUGGAUAAAUCGGGAACCAUUAAUUUACAGGAAAUUGAAAAGUGGUUUAAGGAGAAUAUUGAAAAAUUCACACAAUGA
Messenger RNA from Naegleria lovaniensis, 621 nucleotides. RefSeq lists its product as uncharacterized. The coding region runs from base 1 to 621 and encodes 206 amino acids. The record is from RefSeq and is a predicted model, not a curated record. NCBI's taxonomy places the organism in Eukaryota, Heterolobosea, Eutetramitea, Acrasida, Naegleriidae. Gene Ontology annotation, molecular function: calcium ion binding. The transcript is spliced from 2 exons.